AAAUCGUCAUUUCCGGUGCCUCUGUAUUUACAGGCGGGAAGGUGUACUAAAGAAACACCACAUAGUUGAUCAUUGUCCUGUUCGGUGACAAUGUCCCGCAUUUUGAACGGUAUCGUGGCCGUGUGUCCUGACCUGGGAAUUGGGAUGAAUGGAGACCUGCCCUGGCAUCCUGUUAGACUUGCUAACGAAUUCAAACACUUCCGACAGAUGACAGCGACUCCCUCUGUGAAAGGCAAGCAGAAUGUGGUGAUCAUGGGCAGGAAGACGUGGUUUUCCAUCCCUGAGAAGAACCGACCUCUGAACAACAGGAUCAACAUCGUCCUCAGCAGGCAGUGCAAAGUGCCCCCUGCAGGAGCACACUACCUGGCGGCAGACUUCAACUCAGCCCUCAGGUUGGUUGACACGGAGCUGGCAGACCAGGCUGACCAGGUCUGGGUUAUAGGAGGCAGUUCUCUGUACAAGGAGCUGAUGGAGAGCCCGGGGACCAGGAGACUGUUUGUCACACGAAUCCUGAAGCAGUUUGAAUGUGACACGUUCCUCCCUGAAAUCAGUCCAGACAAAUAUCACCUGCUACCAGAGUUUCCAGGAGUUCCACGAGAGCUGCAGGAGGAGAAUGGUAUCCAGUACAGGUUUGAAGUCUACGAGAGCACUGAGCAGUGAAGAGGAAAUAGCAAAAGAAACCAUCCUUGCAAUUGUGUAUAUAGGCCCCACAACGAUGUAAAUGCUGGAAGUGAUUUUUAAUAUGAUUUGUACAGUUGGCGGAUGUGUUAGUGAAACAUGAUCAUACAUGAUGCUUUGUUUCUGUGCAUCUGCCAGUUAUUUGUGAUGGAUAAACAUACAGUUCUUGAAUAAAAUCUUCAAGUUGUCUUUAAA
Messenger RNA from Scatophagus argus, 873 nucleotides. It is a transcript of the gene dhfr, whose product is annotated as dihydrofolate reductase. NCBI's taxonomy places the organism in Eukaryota, Metazoa, Chordata, Actinopteri, Scatophagidae. The record is from RefSeq and is a predicted model, not a curated record. Gene Ontology annotation, molecular function: NADP binding; dihydrofolate reductase activity. Gene Ontology annotation, biological process: tetrahydrofolate biosynthetic process; dihydrofolate metabolic process; folic acid metabolic process. Gene Ontology annotation, cellular component: mitochondrion. The transcript has 6 exons. The coding region runs from base 91 to 660 and encodes 189 amino acids.